Dujonia railenensis is the source of this 1245-nucleotide messenger RNA. The record is from the annotation of a GenBank genome assembly. Lineage: Eukaryota; Fungi; Ascomycota; Pichiomycetes; Serinales; Debaryomycetaceae.
AUGAUGAAGCACCCGUUUCAAUCUGUCGCUGUAGAUUCAAGCACAUCAUGUAUAUUCGGUGCUUUCAAAAAUCAUAUUCGUGUCUUCAAAGUUGAUAGAAAGCCGACUUCAUCUGUACCAUCCUGCACACCAGUUGGAUCUUGGGACGAUGAGGUGAUACCUAACUAUCAACAGACAACAGAAGUGAAGAAGCAAGAAGGAGGAGAUGCCGAAGCUGAAGUGAAGACUAAGAAAGCAAAGAAGGCGAAGAAAAGCACUACAGUAGUGCCACAACCUACAUUUUAUAUCCGUACCCUAGAUAUAUUCUCUGACAAGUAUUUGGUUGCAACCACUGAUAAUGAUAAGUCUAUCGUAAUUUUCGAAAUAGAUUAUUCUAAGCCAAAUUGUCUUGUAUUGUUAAAGCGUCAACCAAUGCCCAAGAGGCCAUGCUCAGUGAGUAUGGACUCCAAUCUCCAAAAUGUUGUGGUGGCUGAUAAGUUCGGUGAUGUGUACACCAUCCCCACUGUAGGCGAGUUACUCCAAGAUGAGAAGACCAUGAAUCCAAUUUUGGGCCACGUUUCUAUGUUGACUGAUGUCCUUAUGACUGAAAAGAAUGGUAAACAGUUUAUACUCACUGCUGAUAGAGAUGAGCAUAUUAGAGUUUCUAACUAUCCUAAGUCUUACGUAGUUAAACAAUGGCUCUUUGGGCAUAAUGAGUAUGUCUCGAGUAUGCACAUUCCAAACUCAUCUCCUGAUUUACUUGUUAGUGGAGGUGGUGAUGACUUUAUAUGUUUAUGGAACUGGUAUGAAGGUAAAUUUAUAGACAAAGUGGAUCUUAGAGAGCAUUUGAAUCCAUUUUUCAAAGACUUUCAUAAUGCACCUGAAAGGUUUCUUACCGAGAGCUCUGUGCCAGAGAUUUCUGUUUCUAAAAUAUUGUCUCUUUUGGAUGGUUACAUUAUUGUACUCGUUGAAAACGUUAACAGUUUACUAGUGCUUAAGAUAGAAAACAAAAGUAAAAUAGUUUUCAAACAAGCCCUUACUUUGCACAACCCAUUAGUUGAUAUUUCAGUGUAUAACGAUUCUCUGAUUGUUGGUUCUAACGAUGCCGAUGAAGGUGAUCUCGUUAGCAUAUUUGAAUUAGAUAAUGGUAUCUUAAAACCUACAGAUAUUUCGUUAGCUGGUAUCGAAAGUAUUGAAGUUGAAUCGAGAAAAGAAGUUAGUUCAUUGUGGUACGUCAAUUCUUUAAGAAAGAGAUCUGAACAUUAA